UGGGACUCGGCGAGCCAACCUGUGGCGGGUCAUCCCCGCCUCUUCAGCCUACUGGCAAGGAGGUGGGAGGAAAGAAGGAAGAGAGGGAGGAGGCAGGACAGAGGGAGGGACUGCCCGGGAGGCAGAAGCUCUGCGAGGAGCCUGCGGAACACGGUAGGCUGAGCAGUAAUCAGCUACCUUUAUCCCUAGCCCCCUGCGCCCCGCGCCCCUGGCAGCCUUCAACGCUUGUCCCCAGGCAGUAUGGUGAGGUCUGCUCUGGGUCCCUCGCCACCAUGUACGUGAGCUACCUUCUGGACAAGGACGUGAGCAUGUACCCUAGCUCCGUGCGCCACUCCGGCGGCCUCAACCUGGCGCCGCAGAACUUUGUCAGUCCCCCGCAGUACCCGGACUACGGUGGCUACCACGUGGCGGCCGCGGCUGCUGCUGCGGCGAACUUGGACAGCGCUCAGUCCCCAGGGCCAUCCUGGCCCACCGCGUACGGCGCCCCUCUCCGCGAGGACUGGAAUGGCUACGCACCCGGGGGCGCUGCCGCAGCCAACGCGGUAGCCCACGGCCUCAAUGGUGGCUCCCCGGCCGCCGCUAUGGGCUACAGCAGCCCCGCCGAAUACCACGCACACCAUCACCCGCAUCAUCACCCUCACCAUCCGGCCGCUGCGCCGUCCUGCGCCUCCGGAUUGCUGCAGACGCUCAACCCCGGCCCUCCAGGGCCCGCAGCCACCGCCGCCGCAGAACAGCUGUCCCCCAGCGGCCAGCGGCGAAACCUUUGUGAAUGGAUGAGGAAGCCAGCUCAGCCGUCCCUAGGAAGCCAAGUGAAAACCAGGACGAAAGACAAAUACCGGGUGGUGUACACAGACCAUCAGCGGCUGGAGCUGGAGAAGGAAUUUCACUAUAGUCGAUACAUCACCAUCAGGAGGAAAGCUGAGUUGGCCGCCACACUCGGGCUCUCCGAGAGGCAGGUUAAAAUUUGGUUUCAGAACCGCAGAGCCAAGGAGAGGAAAAUCAACAAGAAGAAGUUGCAACAGCAGCAGCAGCAGCAGCAGCAGCCGCCCGCACCGCCGCCACCACAACCUUCCCAGCCUCAGCCGGGUGCAUUGCGGAGCGUGCCGGAGCCCUUGAGUCCUGUGACCUCCUUGCAAGGCUCGGUGCCUGGUUCUGUUCCUGGGGUUCUGGGGCCAGCUGGAGGGGUUUUAAACUCCACUGUCACCCAGUGACCCCUCCUGUGGCCUGAAGUGGCGGUGGCUCAGCAAUCCCAGGCUGAGCCAUGAGGAGCACGGACGCUGUGAGAAACCUCAGAAGAGACCCCUCUUCUCCUACCCACAAACAACACCUACAGAUGGAGAUCGAGGACAGAGGGCAGAAGACGAGUGGGAUUGUGGACCUCAGGAGAAGAUACGGUUUAGAUUUUUUUUUUUUUUUAAUUUUUCCCGUUCUGACUUUUCCUGUCAGCAAAGGAAGUGAUUCCUGGGGCUUCUUCGUUCAUGCUCCUUGCCAGGACUGGCUACAGACACCAAGCUUUCAGCUUCUUUUGCCCCAGCUCUUUGCCUCCA
Messenger RNA from Rattus rattus (black rat), 1547 nucleotides. RefSeq names its product caudal type homeobox 2 (gene Cdx2). Gene Ontology annotation, cellular component: nucleus. Gene Ontology annotation, molecular function: DNA-binding transcription factor activity, RNA polymerase II-specific; RNA polymerase II transcription regulatory region sequence-specific DNA binding. The record is from RefSeq and is a predicted model, not a curated record. Bases 273 to 1211 code for a protein of 312 amino acids. Gene Ontology annotation, biological process: anterior/posterior axis specification; embryo development; cell differentiation. The transcript is spliced from 3 exons. Lineage: Eukaryota; Metazoa; Chordata; Mammalia; Rodentia; Muridae.